Alexandromys fortis (reed vole) is the source of this 8575-nucleotide messenger RNA. It is a transcript of the gene Ermp1, whose product is annotated as endoplasmic reticulum metallopeptidase 1. The transcript is spliced from 15 exons. Lineage: Eukaryota; Metazoa; Chordata; Mammalia; Rodentia; Cricetidae. The record is from RefSeq and is a predicted model, not a curated record. The coding region runs from base 65 to 2767 and encodes 900 amino acids. Gene Ontology annotation, molecular function: metalloexopeptidase activity. Gene Ontology annotation, biological process: proteolysis.
UGGCCGCGGCGGCCCGGGCUGUCGCGGGCCGGGGCAGUUGGGGCUGGUGGCUGCGGCUGCGGCCAUGGAAUGGAGUUCCGAGUCGGCGGCCGUGAGGCGGCACCGCGGCGCCGCGGAGCGUCGGGAGGGAGAGGCGGCCGAGCCGCACCGGGAGCGAGAGGCCUCAGCUCCGGAGGACGCGAGCGGCGGCGGGAGGACGCGGAAGAGGAGCACGGAGAGCGGAGGCGCGAGCCGGGGCGCGGGGACCGCGCUGUGCGAGGCGCGCACGGUGCUGGCGCUCGCGCUCUACCUGCUCGCACUGCGGGCGCUCGUGCAGCUCUCGCUGCAGCGGCUGGUGCUCAGCCGGCCCGCCGGGCUCCAGGGCGAGUUCGACGCGCGCCAAGCCAGGGAUUAUCUGGAACACAUAACAGCCAUUGGCCCCAGGACUACAGGAAGUGCAGAAAAUGAAAUUCUGACAGUCCAGUACCUUUUGAAGCAGAUCAGACUGAUUGAAGCGCAAAGCCAGAGCCUACACAGAAUCUCCGUGGACAUACAGAGGCCUACAGGCUCCUUUAGCAUUGACUUCUUGGGCGGCUUUACAAGCUACUACGACAACAUCACUAAUAUUGUGGUGAAGCUGGAGCCCCGGGGUGGAGCCCAGCACGCUGUACUGGCUAACUGUCACUUUGACUCGGUGGCAAAUUCACCAGGUGCCAGCGAUGAUGCUGUUAGCUGUGCAGUGAUGCUCGAGGUUCUCCGAGGCAUGUCCGUGUCGUCAGAACCCUUGCAGCAUGCUGUGGUGUUUCUCUUCAAUGGUGCUGAGGAAAAUGUCUUGCAAGCUAGUCAUGGUUUUAUUACUCAGCAUCCCUGGGCCAGUUUGAUCCGUGCAUUUAUUAACCUGGAGGCAGCAGGUGUAGGAGGGAAAGAACUUGUGUUCCAAACAGGCCCUGAAAAUCCUUGGUUGGUCCAGGCUUAUGUUUCAGCAGCCAAACACCCCUUUGCUUCUGUGGUGGCUCAGGAGGUUUUUCAGAGUGGAAUCAUCCCUUCUGAUACUGACUUCCGAAUCUACAGGGAUUUUGGAAACAUUCCAGGAAUAGACUUAGCUUUUAUUGAAAAUGGAUACAUAUAUCACACCAAGUAUGACACAGCGGACAGAAUCCUCAUAGAUUCCAUUCAGAGAGCAGGUGACAACAUUUUAGCAGUUCUUAAAUACCUAGCUACAUCUGACAUGCUGGCUUCUUCGUCUGAGUAUCGACAUGGGAACAUGGUCUUUUUUGAUGUGUUUGGCCUCCUUGUCAUUGCAUAUCCUUCUCGUGUUGGCUCAAUAAUAAACUACAUGGUGGUCAUGGCUGUCGUUGUGUACUUGGGGAAAAAACUGCUGCAGCCCAAACACAGGAACGCUGACUACCCAAGAGACUUCUUAUGUGGACUUGCCAUCACGUUCAUUGGCUGGUUCACUAGCCUCGUCACCGUUCUCAUUAUUGCAGCGUUCAUCUCUCUCAUUGGACAGUCUCUCUCAUGGUAUAACCACUUUUAUAUUGCUGUUUGCCUGUAUGGAACUGCGACAGUGGCCAAAAUAAUAUUCAUACAUACCCUUGCAAAAAGAUUUUAUUAUGUGAAUGUCAGCAACCAGUACCUGGGAGAAGUGUUUUUUGACACCUCAUUGUUUGUACACUGUGCUUUCCUUGUUGCUCUCACUUACCAAGGAUUUUGCUCUGCAUUCAUGAGUGCUAUCUGGGUAGCAUUUCCGCUGCUCACAAAGCUCUGCGUGUACAAGGACUUCAAGAAGCAUGGUGCCCAAGGAAGAUUUCUUGCUCUUUACCUUUUGGGGCUGUUUAUCCCCUAUAUUUAUGGACUGUAUCUCAUCUGGGCUGUAUUUGAGAUGUUCACUCCUAUCCUUGGAAGAAGCGGUUCGGAAAUCCCUCCUGAUGUUGUGCUAGCCUCCAUUUUGGCUGUCUGUGUGAUGAUUCUUUCCUCAUAUUUUAUUAAGUUCAUUUACCUUGUGAAAAGCACAAAGACAACUAUGCUGACUCUAACUCUGGUGUGUGCCAUCUCGUUCCUCCUCGUCUGCAGUGGAGCCUUUUUUCCGUACAGCUCCAGUCCUGCGAAUCCAAAGCCGAAGAGAGUGUUCCUUCAGCACAUGAGUAGAACUUUUCAUAACUUGGAAGGAAACGUAGUAAAAAGAGACUCUGGAAUAUGGAUCAAUGGGUUUGACUAUACUGGAAUGUCUCACAUAACACCUCACAUCCCUGAGAUCAAUGAUACAAUCCGAGCUCACUGUGAGGAGGAUGCCCCACUUUGUGGCUUCCCUUGGUAUCUUCCAGUGCACUUUCUGGUCAGGAAAAAUUGGUAUCUUCCGGCUCCAGAAAUUUCUCCAAGAAAUCCUGUUCAUUUCAGACUUGUAUCCAAAGAGAAGACACCAUGGGAUUCUAUAAAGUUGACUUUUGAAGCAACAGGACCAAGCCAUAUGUCUUUCUAUGUUCGAACCCACAAAGGAUCAACACUCUCUCAGUGGUCUCUUGGCAACGGCACUCCAGUUACAAGCAGAGGAGGGGACUACUUUGUGUUUUACUCCCAUGGACUCCAGGCCUCUGCCUGGCAGUUCUGGAUAGAAGUACAGCAGGAGUCAGAAGAACAGCCUGAAGGAAUGGUCACGGUGGCCAUUGCAGCCCACUAUCUAUCAGGGGAAGACAAGAGAUCAUCUCAGCUCGAUGCUCUGAAGGAGAAGUUCCCGGAUUGGGUGUUUCCCUCUGCGUGGGUUUGUACCUACAGUCUCUUUGUGUUUUAAUCGUGCGAUGGACUUUGAAUACGUGCCCCUUGGACAUUCCACGGGACUCUCCCAUGUCACAUGGAUAUUUGUCACUGAAUUUUAAUGAGCGUAUGUUCAAAGAGCUUUUGGGUUAACACUCUUCCUGGCCAUGUACCAUAUGGGUUAAACUUUGGGAUGGUGAUGCUUGGCCUUUUGUCACUUGAAAUUCCAGUUUUCUGGCACUUAAGCACACGUGGAUACUGCCAUUCAUACAUGUCAUUUCUAUGACUGUAAGCACUCACAACAUACGACCUGAGUAGCUUUCCUCUGAGGAACAAGAAAGAUGUACACCGUUAGACUGCUGUUGAGGUAGGUAAGUCCAUUGUUAUCAGCGGAUGGUGGGGAACUACCACUCACUGGGAUAGUGGCUCUCCUUGUCUAAACUGCAGGCCACAGGAAAUUGACUGUCAUGAAGAAGGAAGCCCCACAAGCUCCAUUUCUUCAGGCAGCCAUUAGGGUGAUUUAGUGUCUGAAGUUUGAGCCCUGGAAGCCACUUGUGGAUCAUUUUCCUGAGGUAGCAUUCAUUGUCUACUUUCUUCUCAGACAUAUUUAGGAAGAGAACAUCUUUCAGCUACAUUUCCUUCUCACAGCUCCUGGGUUGUUAUAUUUGCAAAUAAGACCCAAACUUCUUCCCCAGAGCACUGAGCUGCUAGCAUGGCUGUUCUGAGGUCAAAGAGGAAGAGGGUGGGGUAUCCUACGGAAUAUUUAUUCUUUGUUUUAUAGGCAUCCUCUGUUAUACAAGGUUAAUCUUUUAGAACAUAAUUUUAUUGCUACGUUGGGUUUUCUGUUUUCUAGCAAGUGACUAAGUUCUUACAACUUGUUAGUGAGACUGGCUGUCUGACGCUGAGGUUGUGGUUUACACAGGAAUGAGACUACUAUACCUGCAUCUGUUGGUGUUGAGACCCCGCAGAAAAGCAGCAGUAAGGUUAAAGUACUUUUUAUUCUGAAGACAGGGAUGCAGUAAGGCAUGUCAUAGCGGUGCCUCUGUGGCUUCCCUAGGUUUCUGCGGUGACAGAAAUGAUGAACACUACAAUUUGCUAGUUUCCUUUUUACAUUAACAAGUGUAAAAAGACAAAUUUGAGUUAGUCAACAAACAUGGCCCAAAAUAUAAUCGAAAGAAAAGCCAUAGUAAAGCAAAAACAAAACAAAAUAUACUUGUUUAGGAAGAGAAGGGUGUCCCUCAGAACCAUCUGAAUUCCAGCCAGAGCAUAGUUAAGUGUGCACUGCAGGAGAAAACUUUCUUACAGUUGCUUGUGUGAUAUGUCAGUUUCUAAUCAUGUUCCUUGUACGCCUGCUUCAUCUCUAAGUCCUUAAAAACUAUCUAGGCCCAUGCAGAUAAGAGGGCUGCAGCUAGAGCUGAAUUACCGGUAAUGUGCUGACUGUCACAUGUAUUCACACUGGACUGUGGGAGCCACUGUUGUUGCUGAACUUACAGAAAUCAUAUCAGUGCUGCUUCAAGUGUCUUGCUCCUGCUAUGGAUGUAUUAUCUGUCAGGUAGUACUUAAGAUUUGCAGAACCACAGCUGAUGGAAAUAAGUAAUAGUACUAAUAGCUUAGUGGACUUCAAAAUACAGGCUUCUGUUCUGUUCCUGGUUUAACUGAAAUGACAGGGAGGGGCGGAAAACAUGCCGAGGAAGCAUAUCAAAACAAGGUGUUCUUGUAUUUCUUUCCUGUUGGCAGAGUGUCAUCGUCCUUUUUGGCAUAAUCAUGGUUUUCCUUUUGCCUUUGGGUUAUAUCUCUAUGCAAACAGUUUUGAUUUUCUUUAACAUUAUGAAACUUGGUAUUAUACCCAGUAACAAGAUGCUCAGUUUCAGGGCAUGCUUAAAGGCCAGAGAUGGUCAAGUAUUUACAUACAGUAUCCAUGGCUUUUAAUAAGCACACUCUGUAGUUAUCAGUAACUCCCCCUUUUAAAGAUUAUCUGAUCAUUUGAGUAAUUCACAUCUAAAAAGAUAUUUUUUAAAGUCUAAGUAAUGAAUUUUCCUCCUAAUGAGUGUAAAUAUAAGCAGCACAGAGGGAGGAGUAUAAAGAAUUGUGACUUCACAGUUCUCAGUAUUUAAGAAUGAUUGUUCUAAAAAGUGUUUCCAGUUGAGCAGCUGCAUUAAAUGUCUAGGAUUCCCCCAAGGUUUUACCAUGAAGAAGGUUGGACCACAAGAGUCUAUGUAACUCAGGAAGCUACUGGAAGAAUGUGUCUGGUCCAUCUCUUUUCACUUCUUUGCUGAAUUGUUGAGGGUUAAUUGUUGCCUUACAAUGUUACUGAAAUAAACUUUUUAACAUACUGGUUGGAAAAAAUGGAUCUUUUAAAACUGCUUUUAUUCUAUUUCCACAUUUAAGGCUAUCUUAUUUUUCUAGUCUUGUGUCUGAAAAUAUAUAAAAUCACUGGCAAGCCAAAGAUAAAAAUGACCUUUCCAUUUGGUUUCAAAGGUAGCCAAGUAUCUAAUAACCAUACACAUAACCAUUUUCACGCAGAUCUUGAAAAACUUUUGACUAAGAUGAUAAAUUUAGUUAGCAGAAGCUGGAGCCUUUAUUUGCUCAAGGACAUAGUGACUACAUUAUCCAGAAAUUUCACUUCUUCAGAGAACUGAAAACACAUCCAUACCGAAGAGCCUGGUUCCCCCAGUCCUCUUCCCUAUCUAUGGGGAUAUGGUCCAAGAACCUUAGAGGGUUCCUGAAACCAUAGACACAUGAGACAUUGUUCUUUUCCCCUAUAUAUAUACAUCUAUGAUUGUAGAAAGUUAAGGCCUACAGGCCAAGGGGAGCCAACCUGGAGUCUGCCUGGGACUUUCAGAGGUCCUGAUGGUGCCUAGCCAAUGAAGGGCAACCAUAUAGUGUCAACGGGGCAGAAGGUCUGGGUACUUGGAGGGCGUACAAGGUUUUCUCCAUUGCUAAAUAAACAAGUCUGCUGUAUCUCUUUGACCAGACUCCCUGUGAUACUGCACUUUCUAAACCAACCCCCCUGAGGAAGAUGUUAAGCCCCAGCCUAUACAUGAUAAAAGUUAUGAGUUCAGUACAAUAAGAAAUAGGUAUAACAGUGUGAUGUUAGAAACUGUUUAGGUCUGUAUUUUAGAUUUUGUUCUUUUUGGACCUCAGCUGAAGGCAAAGCAGGGUAAGGGAGAAUUACUAUGAAUGUUUAUAGUGUUACAAUCUAAAGUUGAAAACCCAAACUGUAACCUUUAAAUGGAUAGUAAACAUAUCCACACAACAGCUUUAUUCAGCUUAAAAAAAAGUAAACAGAUACAAAGAAUUUUGAAAACAUAACACCAAGGUGAUAAAUACCCACAUACUAAAUAAUUCUGUUUAUGAAAUAUCUGAAAUAAGGAAAUUCACAAAGCACAUUUAAGGGACAUGGGAAACCAUGAUAAUCAUUUUCAAUUUACCUAUCAGAGAUGAUACCUAGUUUCACUUCUGUUGGUUUGGUGAUCACAAGGUGUUCACUGUAUUUGAACUUGUACACCAAUGUUAUGAAUAGUUCAAUAUUCUAUCAGUCAUUUGGAUAUUCCCACUGUGUAUCUACAUAUAAAUAUUUUAGUCUGUAUUUCAUUCAGGAGAGAUUAGUGGUGACACUGUAAAGUAAAAUUUAUUUUUUGUGGCAUUUUUGCUGUUAACCUGAGAUAAGUAAACAAAAGCUCGUAUAAUAGUUUUAUUACCCUUUACCACGGGGAGUGGGGGAAUACACAUUACAGAAGCAGCAGCAACUUUAAUUACAAGCAAAGGUUGUUUUUAUCCUCAAAUGAUUUGUUUUGGUGUCAGCAAGAAAUUUAACCAUAUAUAUUAACUUUCAAAUAUUUAUGCUGAAUAUUUAAGUUCAUUAAAGAUAUGGCUUAUACAGUUGAUAUAUUUUGACCCAGACAAUACAGCAAAACAAAAAUUUUUAAAUAUUUUUAAAGUAUAUCACCAAAGAAUAAUUUUCUCAAGCUUGCCAAAUUUCUUGCCUCGGUGUUUCCUAGUUCUACGAGUUAGUCAGCCACAGGAGAACAGUAACUAACCCAGACCCUGCCUUUCAGACUGUGAGGUGGUGAGAUGAGUGGGCACAGCAGCUCACAACUCUAACUAACAUCCUAGCAGCUGGAGCAGCUGGAGCAGCAGAGAAGUUUCAAACUGGUGUGCAGCUUGGGCAGGGCUCUGCCUCAAAAGGUAGGGGAUUGGGAUGUGACUUACUACUGGAGCAUUUGGUUAGGGGCCUAGGCUCAUUUAACACUUCCACCACCACCACCAAAAAAGGUGAGUUUAACUCAGCAGCAGCCAUUUAAGACAUGUGAAGAGAUCACAUGACAGUAAAUUGUUUUUAUUUAACUAAAUAAAAUUUCUGGUCACACUAGAAAUACAAAAGAAAUGCUAGCUCUUCUCCCUGGUUGAGUGGGACAGAAAACAUUUCAGCUGAGGGUUGUUUUGUUGUUGUUGUUGUUUUUUAAUUUUAUUAUUUAUUUACUUAUUUUUGCUGUGCUGCAUGUACUUACAUAGGAAACUUUAUUCUGUAUUUUAAAAUUCAGAACAAGGUGGUGGUUUGAGACGAUUUAAAUAAAGUAGCACCAGAAGGACCAGGUAACAAGAGUCACAUAUUUCACCCAUUCAGGAGUUUUAUUAUGUGAAAUUAUUGCACUUCUAAUGUAGAAAGGAAAUAACAGUAAAUUACCAAAUUCAAUAAUUUUAAAUAGUUGGUGAAAUUUGAAGUAAUUUCAAAAUAAUUUUGAGAUUCCCUCUAAAGAAUGUUGCCUAAGAGGACUAAAUAUAUCUCUUUAAAAAGUAGAACAGAGGGCUGAACUUUAUUCCUAAGCUAUAUCUGCACUAUAAGAGGCUGUUUUUACAUAGUGGUACGAAUUUGGUCCACAUCAAAUACAUUGUGUUAUAAAAAUAAACAAUAUUUCAUAAAAAAUAACGUAGCAUUCCAUGUUCAAAUUGCACAGUACAAAUAAGCUAUCUAAAUUAAUACUGUUAAUAAUUAGAAUUACAUAUGGUGGGUAUGUAUUUAGUUUGAAGCAACUGAAUAUGUAGUUCUGCUUUCAUAAUGUAUGAAAACUAAAAUUUAAGUCAUGUCUAGAAAUACAUAAAAUAUUUUUCAACUUUUACAAUGAAGAAUUUACAAAGAAUUUACAAACCAAUUUUUAGUAGCUGAUAAUACAGGAUCCCACAGUCUUAUGUACAUAAAAGCCCAUUUUUAUUCAGUUUACAAAAGCAAUAAAUAAGAAACUACAUUAAUUUGCACAAAACCUCUUCCACUUCAUGAUCAGUGGGAUUACUGCUACUUUACAGCUGAGCCAAGAACCCUGUCUCUAUGAAGACCUCUCAUUUUGGAAAGAAGAACAAAUCUUGUCUUUAUUCCAAGAGUGAGAAUAAUUAUGCAGAAUCCAGCAUAAAACCUUACAGAUUAUAAUACAUGCCUUAAAAAUAUGGACAAUGCCUUUGCAUCUAUUUACACAAGAAUAUUCACAAAAAGAUACAGUUCUUUAAUAAAAAAUUUAGUGGUGUCAGCAUAAUUGACAAGAACCCCUCACCCUCUGUCCACACUGAUCUAGUAGGAAUUAAGCUUGCUCAACCAGGCACAUUAACUCACAGGUAUAGCUUCCAUCAGUUCGGGACUGCUACAGAACAGAGUACUAAAUCCAAAGGAUCCCUGUCCACUGAAUCAUACUGUGCAAGGGUAGCGUCUCCUCAGAGGACCAGCUGGAGUCCAUGACUCUAUUCAAGGAAGCAAACAAGUAGCUCAGGUACCUGAUGAGCUACAGCAAGCACCUUAGCAUUUAUUUAAAAGAAAGUUAAAAAAAAAAAAAAAAGAACCAGCCUAGACAUACAC